AGGUGGCCUCCUCCCCGCGAUUCCCGUGUGAAUUUGCUCUUUCUUCCCGGAUUUUUCGACUUUCUUCUUCUUCUUGGUUUGCUCUUCUUCUUUCUUGGCGGUCUGCACCCAUUCGGAGUCCGAGCUCAUCUCCGAGUCCAUGGCGCCUCUCGCCUUCGAUGGCUGGAACUGAAAUACUAGGCAUUAGCGCCACUUAUCUUGCUUCGAUUUGGUAAAUUUUGCUCGAUUCCUUCAUCGUGGAGUUGUGCUGUUCUUCGUACUGGAGGUGUGUCCUUUUUAAUGAUUGCUAAUAUUCUUGGAAAGCAGGCACGCCUGCCAUUGCUGAACUCGAUGUUUUCUCAUCGAUUGGUCGGGAUAUUGCCGUUGAUAGAUUCCCCUGCAGUGCUCCUUUUCGUCUCUUCCAUUCUCCUCUCAAAUUCGCCUUGACAUUUUGGUCGGCACUGUACUUUUGUGGUGGUGGCCACUGGCCAACAAUGUUCAGGCCUGGAACGAUCGCCUGUGUGGCUAAUUCGGCGCGCAUUUUGCUGAAAAGUUUGCGGGCUUUUAUCCUGUUUGCUGCUCUACCGGGUCACUGCUCUGCCAGUUUUGUCUCAAUUUCUGUGAUGCUUUCUGUGCCAUAGCUUUCAAAUGUUGGCUUUGGUAAGGAGGGGAUUGAGAUAGGUUGGGUUAUCUGAGUGCACACUUCACUAAAAAGUUUGGAUCCUUUUGUCCAUUCUGCUGUGAUUCCGUCGGAAUUUGGCAAUUUUCGCAUCGGGUGGAUUCUCCCCAGCUAAGCUACGAGCAAUGCUUCUCGGACUAGAGAAAAAUCAGCACAACGGGGAGGACACAUCGCCUGAGGCCAACGAUUCCGGCGAGCUGGACGACCAGAGGAGCAUGGAGUGCUCCACCUCCACCGAAAUGUCGAGCAACAGUGGCCACAGAUCAAGAAACCGAGCUCAGGACGACGACAGCUUCGACUCCGAGAGCAGCUCGUCGGGCCCGCCGACGGUGAAGAGGCCGGCGGCGGUGACCGCCUUGCUGCCACCGUUCUCUAGGCCGACGCCGUCGAAGUGGGAUGAUGCAGAGAAGUGGAUUUCUAGCCCCACGGCGAACCGCGGUGGCCGUGUGGGGAGUGCAGCUGGGGCUGCGCCGAAGAAAUCGGCGCUGGCAUUUCCUGAACAUGUAAGCCGGCCUCCAGCCGUUGCUAAGGUGGUUGCUGAGGUCCCCAUCAACACUGGAACCUUGGUGAAGAAUUCAGUUGCUCUCGCACAGCCUAUUUCAUUUAAUCCUGCACAAAGUGCUUCGAUAGUUGAUGAACCAGCUCCUGCAGUUAGGUCUGUUUCGAUGAGAGACAUGGGCACAGAAAUGACUCCUAUUGCCAGCCAGGAGCCCUCUCGGACUGGGACUCCUAUUAUAGCUUCUAGUCCAACCUCCUCUCGGACACCAACACCACAACGUAAUGCAGAAAUCAGUAUUGGUGAAUUUGGUCCAAAUAAGAUGGAAAUGUCUGAGGAGGAACUACAAAUGAAUACAAGAAAGGAAAUCAUGGAUCUUGGCCAACGGCUGGGAAAGACAACUAUAGCUGCAUGGGCUAGCAAGGAAGAGAAAUCUACAACAAGUUUCGCAAAUGUCAUAACCGACAAGGCUGUAGAAAUCGACAGAGAGGCUCGUGCUGCAGAUUGGGAGGAGGCAGAGAAAGCAAAAUAUCUUGCAAGGUUUCAGAGGGAAGAGGUAAAGAUUCAAGCUUGGGAAAACCACCAGAAAGCAAAAAUUGAAGCUGAAAUGAAGAGGAUGGAGGCAAAGAUAGAGAUCAAGAGAGCUCGCGAGCAGGACAGGCUUUCGAGCAAGUUGGCAGCUGCAAGGCACAAGGCAGAGGCGAGGAGGGAGGCCGCUGAGUCCAGGAAGAACCAAGAAGCAGCAAGAACUGAAGAGCAGGCGGCUCAGAUCCGGAAAACCGGGCACAUACCUUCCUCAAUCUCCUGCUGGUGCUGGUGCCUGUGAUUCUUCACUCUGCCAUGAUCAUCUGUUAUUUGGGUAGAAGAAAAAUACUUGCUCCUUGCACGACCAUGUAAAAUAUUCGCUACUGGUUGGUUCAUCGUUCAGUGAUCAAUGCCAAUGAGUCGCCAUUUUUGUCCUCU
Messenger RNA from Oryza sativa Japonica Group (Japanese rice), 2117 nucleotides. RefSeq lists its product as uncharacterized. The record is from RefSeq and is a predicted model, not a curated record. Lineage: Eukaryota; Viridiplantae; Streptophyta; Magnoliopsida; Poales; Poaceae.